This is a messenger RNA of Neodiprion fabricii, 660 nucleotides long. RefSeq lists its product as uncharacterized. NCBI's taxonomy places the organism in Eukaryota, Metazoa, Arthropoda, Insecta, Hymenoptera, Diprionidae. Bases 22 to 660 code for a protein of 212 amino acids. The transcript is spliced from 4 exons. The record is from RefSeq and is a predicted model, not a curated record.
AGUAGAAGGUGAAGUCCAGGUAUGCACAGUGAAACCAUCCGCCAAGAUUAUGCAGUAACUGCACCACUUUUCUCCGAUCGUCUCGAUCUUCAGGGCAACGGAGACGACGGCGUCGCGACGCCUCGUUCGCCGAUCGAUAUCCUCGACGAGUACUCGAAGGUUUGCGGCCUUUCAGUCGAGUACAAAAACCUGAGUCCAAGCUACAGCUACAGCAAAAACGUCAAGGUGAAGUGCUGCUUCGCGGGAUUUACAUUCGAUGCUUGCAGCGACUCACGAAAAUCGGCGAAAACUUCGGCGGCUGCCAAAACCCUGCUCGCUCUUGCGAGUCGACAGAUCGACGAGGAAAACAUCGGAGAGCUCACGCCGUUCUCAAGGAAACAGAUCGAGGAGAUAUUGGGCCUGAACACGAGGUGCGGUCACGAGACGCCGAUCAUGAAGCUCUACAAGAUCUGCAUGCAGCUCGACGCCCCGGAGCCGGUUUACCACUCGUUGCAGGAGUCUUCGAACGUCGUUGGAAGUCGAUAUACCAUCAAGUGCGACGCGCUGGGUUACUCAAAGUCGGGUGUCGGCAUCAGGGUUUCCAGCGCGAAAAAGUUAGCCGCUGACCAUGUGCUCCGGAGCUACUUGAACGACCAGAAAAGCACUCCCGCAAAUUCAUGA